CCGGACCUCGCAGCACCGCCUCCUGGAGCCCGCGGCACUGGAAAGGCUCUAGCUGCCCGGAGCCCCGGGAGACCAACUAGGCACCGCCACCUCGCUGAGGUCUGGGCAGCUCCGAGCCGCCAUCCCCCUUCUCCGCAUGGAGCCUGCGGAGCGCGGGCAGGCGGCGCGGGACCGGGUCCCCAGGAUUGAUCCAUAUGGGUUUGAAAGGCCUGAAGAUUUUGAUUAUGCAGCUUAUGAAGAAUUUUUUUCCACCUAUCUAGUGAUACUCACGAGAAGAGCAAUAAAAUGGUCUAAACUUCUAAAGGGAAGUAAUAGUAUCCAGAAAAGUAUGACAGUGAAGCGCUACAUCCGGAAAGGCGUUCCACUGGAGCACAGGGCCCGCGUCUGGAUGGGGGUGAGUGGAGCCCAGGCCCGGAUGGAGAGGAACCCCGGCUAUUACCACCGACUUCUCCAGCAAGAGAGAAAUGACAGCCUGGAGGAGGCCAUCAGGACAGAUAUGAACAGGACCUUCCCAGACAAUGUAAAAUUCCGCAAGAGCGCAGACCCCUGUUUACAGAAGACCCUGUACAACGUGCUCUUGGCCUAUGGGCACCACAACCGAGGUGUGGGGUACUGCCAGGGAAUGAAUUUUAUAGCAGGAUACCUGAUUCUUAUUACAAAGAAUGAAGAAGAAUCCUUUUGGCUGUUAGAUGCUCUUGUUGGAAGAAUACUGCCUGAUUACUACAGCCCCGAGAUGCUGGGCCUGAAGACGGACCAGGAGGUCCUGGGGGAGCUGGUGAGGACCAAGCUGCCCGCAGUGGCGGCCCUGAUGGAUGGGCAUGGUGUCCUGUGGACUCUGGUCGUGUCCCGCUGGUUCAUCUGCCUCUUUGUGGACAUCCUGCCCGUGGAGACAGUACUGCGAAUCUGGGAUUGUUUGUUCAGUGAAGGCUCGAAGAUUAUCUUCCGGGUGGCUCUGACCUUGAUCAAACAACAUCAGGCUUUUAUUUUAGAAGCCACCAGUUUUGCAGACAUUUGUGAGAAGUUCAAGGAGAUCACCAAAGGGAGUUUUGUGACUGAAUGUCACACCUUCAUGCAGAAAAUAUUCUCAGAGCCCGGCAGCUUGUCCAUGACCACCAUCACCAGGCUUCGAGAGAGCUGCCGGGCCAAGCUGCUGGCGCAGGGGUGACAUGGGCAUUCCACCCCCGCACUGACCACGGGGCUUCAUUCCCAGAGUUGACCAAUUUUUACUACUUUUUUUUAGUGCUGUAAAUACUUGAUGUUUCUAUACCUUGGUCAUAAAUUUUUUAAGAGUGAUUUAAAAUCACAUUUUCUGCAAUGGAUGAGCUAUGAAGUCAAAUUUCUACAGAUAUAUUUUUACCGAAGACGAUAAUAUAUAAAAUGUGAGAUGUGUUUGUAUUUAAUAAUAAAGUAUGCCAA
This is a messenger RNA of Artibeus jamaicensis (Jamaican fruit-eating bat), 1416 nucleotides long. RefSeq names its product growth hormone regulated TBC protein 1 (gene GRTP1). The coding region runs from base 137 to 1165 and encodes 342 amino acids. The record is from RefSeq and is a predicted model, not a curated record. The transcript is spliced from 8 exons. Lineage: Eukaryota; Metazoa; Chordata; Mammalia; Chiroptera; Phyllostomidae.